This is a messenger RNA of Clupea harengus (Atlantic herring), 1724 nucleotides long. RefSeq lists its product as uncharacterized. NCBI's taxonomy places the organism in Eukaryota, Metazoa, Chordata, Actinopteri, Clupeiformes, Clupeidae. The record is from RefSeq and is a predicted model, not a curated record.
AUGUUUAGCUACAUGGGCUUAAAAUGGGGAUCAGUUUAGUCUCACCAAGCCUAGUUUUGUAGAGUUACCCUUCCUACCUUGCCAGGAGCGCAAAAAGCUAAGAUAGGACAACUAGCUGUUUACGUCGAUAGCUGAUCUGUCGAUAGUUAAGAAAUGGCUAACUUAGAUCUGAAUAGCGAAGUUAGCUAGCUUUUACUUUUCUAUCUUAACCCAUGACUUAAACUGGAGGUGUACUUUCUUUUGAAUUGUCAUAUUCAGUACCUGUGCAGCUGCGGACUAUGAUUACGAAAAUGGAGAAUGCAGGAAACGCGCCAAAGAAGUUUAAGAACGCCUCCGGGGUUGUGGUUAAGAAACGCCAGCAGCGCUUCAGUUCGGACAUAGUGUUCACUGCCAAGAAUGGCAGCAUCCAGACCAUUCCCUCUCUGCAGAAGAAACUCGUUGGAAUAACAGAGUGCAUUGUUGGUCUGCAGUAUGUCUGGGAGUACAGGAGUCCGAGUAAGUCCGUGCCUCCCCACUACCAGUGUCGCCUGUGUAAGGUGCAGAAACUCCAGUUGGAGAUAUUGCCACACAUCAAGGGAUGGAAACACUCCUUCAGAUACCUGAAGCAGCACCACCCUGGCAAACUGACCUGUGAGGAAGAGGAUGCCGUGAAGGACCUGGCACUGAGGAAGACUGUCAGGGACGUGGCUAGAGAGGUGGAGAGGACAGAAGGACAAGGCAAAAUUAGGAUCGUGCUAAAGGAGCCAAGUGAGGUGGCAGCCUUUCAGGGCAUGAAUUCUGCCAAGGCCAAGCCUUUCAUGGCCCCAGGAGUAGGAGGACCAGCAGGAGGAGGACCAGGAGUUGGCCCCCGACCGCCACCGCCUGGUUUGUAUGGGUACAGUGAGUUCCCAUCUGGUGGUGGCAUGCCCGAUUAUGACAUGCGUGACAUGCAUGAUAUGCACGAUAUGCACGAUAUGCGUGACAUGCGCGACUUUCGAGACAUGCGUGACCUCCCCAUGAGCCCGCGGGGGUCGGAGAUGGGCAUGCGGCGCUACUCAGACGGCGGUCCUACGCGGCUGCCGUCUGACGGCUAUGACAUGGGGAGGCCCAGUGAGAGUCUCGGCGGGCCCUACAUGGACGACUACCGAGGGAGCCAGAGCAGCGACCUCAGUGACCUCAGUGACCCCAUGAUGAGGGGCGGCAUAAAGGAGGGAAACAGCGUCCCAGCCACUCUGCUGAAAUACCUGGACUCGUUCCGUAUCGAGAGUGAGAGUGAUGCCCAGAUUGUUCUGAAGGUCACACAGAAGCUCACGGAUAUACUGAUGGAGUAUCGCCUCCGUAGCAUCUCACCAGGCAAAAGCACACCGCCGUCUCUUGGGCCGAUGAGCUACACCAACAACAAUGACCGUUACUCCGGCAGUAUGGGCGGCCCUUCAAGGUAUUACAACUGACGUGCAGCAGACGUUGUGUGCACUGAGGAGUUAUGCAUCCCUCAUGUUCUCCACUCAUGCAACUGCUGCUGAUGAUUAUGGGCUCUGUCUGUUGGACCAAACAUAGGAUUGUUGAUAGUUUUACUUUAUUUGUAAAUGUCAUCCUCCCUUUAAUUUUAGUGUGUGUGAGUGUGAUUUUAUUGGAAGUAUGUUUUUUUGUUGGAAAAAUGAGAGAACCUCUGAUGUGUUUUGGAACAGUGUCUUGAGUUUGCAUGGUCAAGUUUUUUACACUGCUGAAUAAAGGUUUAAACUCUC